AAGGAGACCGGACAAACUUUUUUGUUACUUAGACUUCACUCAAACAAAGAAAAGAGUUUUGUCUUUUGGGUUAAUCCUCUCCUACUACUCAAAGUUAUCAUUUUUCUUUUCAAGAACUAUUAUUCUAAUUAGUCAAAACCCAUUUUUCUCAUCUGUUUCUUAAAUCCAAACCUGCUCUGCACUACCAAACACCGACAAAAAGGAAAGAAAAUUCUUUUGAAAGAAAACAGAGAGAGAGAGAGACAUCCUCAGAUACUCUGUUUUCACUACCUCGUGUGCUUCUAGAAAAGCCCAUAAAAACCUUCUCUUUUUCACUCAAAUCAAACUGCCAUGGAAGCUUGUGUAGAAGAAGAGCAAGACAGAGGAAUAAGAAGAAGAAGAAGAAGAAGAAGAAGAAGAAGACAAGCAUCCAACGUCUUCUUGUGGGGAAUCUUAAUCUUUGCUCAGUUUGGUUUGUCUUCAUCAGCUCUUUCUCCUGAUCAGUAUUAUCAAUCCUACCAUAUGCCGAGAAAGGUUGGUCCUUUCCAUGAAACGACCUCAUUUCAAUCCCCCAGAGACUCGGUGUCGUUCGGUCCACGUCGAGAAGAACAAAACACAGAUGAUGUUUACAAAGACGACAAGAGAUUAGUUCACACAGGUCCAAAUCCUCUUCACAACUGAAUAACUAAUUAGUAACACGUGUGUGUGAUCUCUCGUUCGAGCUUAAUUUGCCUUUAGAUCCUUCAAUCUCUGCUUCAAAUUUCUCUACUUUGGUAGUUUUUUAUGAGUUUAUGUUUUAUGGUUUUCUUUCACUACGAGAUAUAGAUCAUUAUUGUUAGCCUUCUUUUCUCCUAGGCUAAGAGUUAAUGAUCUUGUUUCUCUUUGCUGUAACUUUUUUUUGCUUCAUUGGCGACCAUCGACCUUCGAAAUCCAAGAAUUAUUGAAAAUAGUUUUGUAUUUAUUUGAUUAAAUCAG
Molecule: messenger RNA, 954 nt
Organism: Eutrema salsugineum
Lineage: Eukaryota; Viridiplantae; Streptophyta; Magnoliopsida; Brassicales; Brassicaceae
Product: CLAVATA3/ESR (CLE)-related protein 16
Exons: 1
Coding region: 331-660 (109 amino acids)
Biological process (GO): system development
Source: RefSeq, a predicted model, not a curated record